AUGUCAUCCGUAAAGAAAGUAGAUGUUUCCCUCGUUUCCGACGAGGAAAUCCCUAUAGCCUUCCAAGUAUUAUCGAAAUCUUUCGGCCACGACGCACCAUUCGUAGAUAUAUACUUUCCAAAUCAUGACACACCAUCCGGCCAAGCGCAGGGCUCCAAGCGUUUGGCUGUGUGGAAGCAGACCUCGGAAGCUUCUACCUUUUUAAAAGCAACUACACAAGGCGGCCAGGAGGGUCAGGAGCUCAUCAUUGGCUUCGCAGUCUGGACACUCAUGAAGGAGGCUCCACCUGCGGAGCUUGCUGAGACAGAGAAUGUCGAGGAGGUAUGGCCAGACGAAGCUGAUCGUGAGUUCAUGAAGCGCUUAUGGAGCGAUUAUGUUAUUCCACGAUCGAAGGCUGUUAAGGAGUCUGACGGAAAAGGGGUGUAUGUACUUGAAUUACUAGCGGUGCAUCCAGAAUACCAGCGUUUAGGUGCGGGCGCAGCUCUUGUAGAGUGGGGGACCAAAGCGGCAGACCAGCAGGGCCUUCAGGCCGUCGUCGAGGGUACUCCGGCAGGUCGACGACUUUAUGAAAAAUGCGGCCUUCGUGCAAAUAUUGAGGAAAUGCACUUCGACUUCGGAGAUGAAUUCGCUGACAGAAGGAAGCCAAAGCUUACAUUCAUGACGCGAGAGCCUAGGAAAUAUGACUAG
Molecule: messenger RNA, 687 nt
Organism: Daldinia childiae
Lineage: Eukaryota; Fungi; Ascomycota; Sordariomycetes; Xylariales; Hypoxylaceae
Exons: 3
Coding region: 1-687 (228 amino acids)
Molecular function (GO): acyltransferase activity, transferring groups other than amino-acyl groups
Source: RefSeq, a predicted model, not a curated record